Fusarium sp. VM40 is the source of this 1089-nucleotide messenger RNA. The record is from the annotation of a GenBank genome assembly. Lineage: Eukaryota; Fungi; Ascomycota; Sordariomycetes; Hypocreales; Nectriaceae.
AUGUCAAACCCAGCUUCUAUUCCGGAGAAGAUGAGAGCGUUAAGACUAGUCGAGUACCACAAGAAUUACAAAUUGCUCGAGGAUGUCCCAACCCCAGUUCCAAAGCCAGAUGAAGUCCUCAUCCGUGUGGCUGCUGCCGGUCUCUGCCAUACCGACCUCAUUGUUUAUCACGGUUUCACCGAAGCUCAGCUGCCGUUCACUGGGUCUCAUGAACCAGCGGGCACGAUAGUCAGCCUUGGAUCCGAAGUACCAGAAACAUGGCAUGUGGGAGACCGUGUGGGGGUUACAAACUUCAUGGACCCUUGCGAUAAGUGUAAAGGGUGUAAGUGGGCAACUCAGGCUAUCGGAUCGCUCGAUCCUAGAUUCUGUGACAACAGGACUAUGUGUGGUAUUUACCAUCGUGAUGGAGCGUUUGCUGAGUCCAUGACUGCUUGGCAUAAGGCUGUUGUUCACUUGCCUGAUAGUGUGAGUUUUGAACAGGCAGCUCCUUUGAUGUGCGCUGGGGCAACGGUAUGGCAUGCUAUUAAUCAAGCAGAUCUCCAAAAGGGACAGACCGUGGCCAUAAUCGGGAUCGGGGGUCUCGGAGUCUUGGGCAUACAAUUCGCAAAGGCUCGAGGCUAUCGAGUUGUAGCUGUCGACAACCACGACGUCGGGUUGAAGCUCGCAUCAGAAGUCCCAUCCCACCUGAGACCUGAUCUUAUCCUCAGCCUCCAAGACCCAGAAACCAUCCAGAAGAUCUCCAAUUUCACAGACGAGAUUGGUCUCAAAGCCGCUAUUGUGUGCACCAGCGACAACGACGCAAAUGAUUGGGCCGCCCAGCGUCUACAGCCAAGGGGGGUAUUAGUCGCCGCAGGCUUUCCUGAGCAGGGGCUCAAGUUUGAUCCCAUGAAUCUUCUCUUUAAAGAGAUCGUAGUCAAGGGGACUAUCCAUUGCAGUAUGGAGGAAACCCGGGAGAUGAUGGAGUUUGUAGUUGAGCAUGGAAUCCGCAGCCACUUAAGCUUGCUUAGUAUGGAUGAGGCGGAAGAUAUUGUAGCUAGAUCUGAGGCUCAUGCCUUUGUCGGUCGUCCAGUUGUACAGAUUGGGAAGUGA